Alosa sapidissima (American shad) is the source of this 4445-nucleotide messenger RNA. RefSeq names its product retinitis pigmentosa GTPase regulator a (gene rpgra). The transcript has 14 exons. The record is from RefSeq and is a predicted model, not a curated record. Lineage: Eukaryota; Metazoa; Chordata; Actinopteri; Clupeiformes; Clupeidae. The coding region runs from base 115 to 4125 and encodes 1336 amino acids.
UCUCUCCCCGACCGCCGGAUUUUUUGACAGCUGAUCUGAGGCAGAGAGCCGGGACCUGUCAGUCUAGUGGCUGAAGAAUGUCAUCGCCUCGCCGAGAGCUGGGUGGCGGUAGACAUGACAGGCGGGACGGAGAUCAUUAUACCGGACUCAGGAGCAGUGUUCACCUUUGGGAAGAGCAAGCUGAGGGAGAAUGUGCCCAGUCGUUUCUGGCUGAAGAGUGAUGUCCCUGCACGCAUCUCCUGUGGUGACGCACAUUCCGUCCUGGUGACGGCACAGGGACGCCUGUACGUGUUUGGCAGUAACUCCAGCGGUCAGCUUGGCUUGGAGACAAAAGGAGCUUUAAGUAAACCUACAAGUGUGAAAGCUCUGAGGUCUGAGAGAGUGGAGUUGGUCGCCUGUGGAAGGAAUCACACCAUCAUCAGCACCACCCGAGGACAGGUCUACACCACAGGAGGAAACAGGAGCGGGCAGCUGGGCCUUGGUCACCAUGAGAACCGAAGUGCCUUUGAACAGCUGCAGCCCUUCUGUGGGCGUGCACCAAUCAAAAUGCUCGCAGCUGGGAGCAAAACCUCCGCCGCCCUGACAGUCGAUGGCAGGUUGUUCAUGUGGGGUGAUAACUCUGUGGGACAGCUUGGCCUUGGGUCCGUCAGCGAAGCCUUGUUUCCAUGGGAACUGAAACUGGGCCAACCAAUCUCAUGGGUCUCCUGUGGAUUCAAACAUUCCGCCCUUGUCACAGAUGAUGGAGGUUUGUUUACCUUUGGGGAGACUUCCGGUGGGAGGUUAGGCCUGUCCCCUGAUCAGCUGGCCAAUCACAGAGUCCCUCAGCUGGUGAACAUUCCAGAAUGUGCCCAGAAGGUUGCGUGUGGAGGUGCACACACACUGGCCCUGACAGAGGAGGGCCUGUACUCAUUUGGUCGAGGGGAGUGUGGUCAACUGGGUUUAGGGACGUUCAUAUUUCAGGUUGACCUGCCCACAGCUGUCAAUCACACAGGAAGAGGCAGGAUCAGGCACAUUACCUGCGGGGACAACCACACUGCCAUUGUAACAGACAGUGGUCUUCUCUAUACAUUUGGAGAUGGUCGUCAUGGGAAACUAGGCCUUGGAGACGAGAACUUUGCCAACCAGUUCAGUCCAACUCUGUGCCAACGCUUCCUCAACUUCUGCGUGCAGACAGUGGUGUGUGGGGGCAGUCACAUGCUGGUGUUUGCGCGGCCGCGGCCGGAGGAGAUGGAGGUGUGUGUGGAACAGGAUGAGGUCACGCCCCCUUACCUUGAGCCAGCCGUCUCCACCCUGUUGUUGGGACCGCCCCCCGAUGUCUCCUCCAAUCCCGUCACAAUAACCAGCUCUCAGCCCGCCCCUCAGCACAAUAGCCUAUUACCACGAGCCAGGCGCAGAGAGAGGGUGGGAUCAUAUGAAGGUUUCGGCCCAAUCCAGAACGUUCCUCGUCUUACGCCUCAGCCUCUUUCCCUGACCCCCACCGGCCCCAGACCAGAUCCCAGAGCCUCGGAGGAGGAGGGCUCCCCCAAACGAGCCCCCAAAACGCCCCUCAAGCGCACCCCCAGCGCACCCCCUCCCGAUCUGCCCACAGACACCCCCAAACGCAAGGCCGGCACCCCCAAGACUCAGCCUGGUAAGAUAGCGGCCAAACCUGUGGAGAAGAAGCAGGAAGCAGGCACUGAUUCACCUGUACAGAGGCCUCCCAAGGACGUUGCUGAGGAAACGGUAGCCAUGGAUGUGGAAACAGAAGAGCACCUCUCCUCCCCCAAAGCAAAAACUGAGAUUAAACCUGCACAGGUGAAAGGUCAAAGUGCAAAGGUCAUGAAAGGGCCAGUGGAGGUUGUUUCCCUGACAGGGAGAGAAUCAGAGAAACCAAGGGAGAGUCUCAGGAGCAAGAUGUCUGACCACAGCCAAUCACAACAAACAGGGAAGGUCACAGAGGUCAAAUCUGAGGUGAAGUCUGCCACAGCUAGGGUAAAAGAAGCCACAUUGGCCGCUGCUGAAAAAGUCGGGGAAAGGAAGUCUGCCCCACAGGAGGACAGGUCAAGCCCAGAGGAACGCCACAGGGUCAAGUCUUCCUCUCAGAAGGAGAAAGACACCAAGAAAACCCCUGUCAGAGUUCAAAGGGAUGCAAGUAGCUCGUCUGACAAAGAUGAGAGUGUGUCUAAAGAUGAUGUUUCACAUAAGAGUGUCUCAGAAGAUGAUGAGAAAGAGGACUCAGACAAACAAACACUUUUACUGAAGGACAAGAAAAUCAAAGACUCAUUGGCAAAGAGCCAAUCACCAUCCAGAAGAGAAGCCAGCAAAUCAGUGGAAAAGAGGGCCAAGGCAGGCAACCAAUCAACAUCCAGCAACAGGUCUACCCCAGAUAAUAGCCAGUUGCUGUCUAGUCCAUGGUCCACCCCAUCCAAAACAACACCUAAGAUCCCAAAGUCAAGCCAAGGUCAAACUGAUCAAUGGACAGCAAAGGCUGGCAGCCAACCAGCAACCAAGAAAAUCUCUUCUCCAGUGAACAGCCAAUCAUCCUCCAGUCCAUGGGACACUCCAACCAAUAGCCCAUCAAAAUCAAGACGGAGGCCCGCCGCAGGAAAGGGGGGUCAUGAGAGUCCCAAAGAGCCGCCGCUUGUAACAGAAACCGCUCAGACACAGGAGGGUAGUACAACAGGUGGCAUUCUGGGAAAUGUAGUUUCUGCUGUGGCAGGUGUAGGACUGACCGGCUCAGCAGCACUGCUGCAGGAGAUGGUCUCACACACGCCAGACGACACCACACACAGGACUACGACUCCUCAGGACCAAUCAGUAGCCAGUGGCGAACAGGAAGCAACGGAGCAAAGCACCAAUCAGGAUGGAGAAAGCGAGUCAGGAAGGCAGUCCGUUCAGAAGGACGACAGACACAAUGUGGGAGGGCAAGAAAAGAAGGAGGAGAGCGAAGACUGGAGCUUAAGCAUCAGUGAGGGAGAGGAGGAGCAGGGAGAGGUAGAGGAGGAAGGAGAAGUGGAGGAGGAAGAGGAGGAGGAGGAGGAAGAGGGCACUGUGGCAAAACAAAAGCAAAAGGACAAAGACCAAAAGAAACCAAAGAAAAAAGAAAAGAAGUCAAAGAAAGAACAAGAUAUAGACAGUGAAGAGGAAGAGGAGGAGGAGGAGGAGGAAGAGGUAAAGUCUAAACAGAGAACCAAAAAGGGCGUGACAAAAGCAGAAAAAGGGAAAGAACAAAGAAAACCAAAGAAAGAGGCAAAGAAGAAAGAACAGAAGGAAGAGAGUGAAGAGGAAGAGGAAGAGGAAGUGAAACCCAAACAGAGAACCAAAGAACAGGUGCAGAAACAGAAGCAGAGAGGGAAAGACCAAAAGAAAGAUGAAAAGAAACCGAAACAAAUCCAGAAGGAAGAGACUGAUGAGGAUGAUGAAGAUGGUGAUGAUGAGGAUGAUGAAGAGGAGGAGGAGGAAUCAGAAGAGGAAGUGAAGGUAAAACAGACAUCAAAAGGGCUAGCCAAACAAACACAGAAAGAGAAAGGCAAGACUCAAAGGCAAGGAGGCAAAACUGCAAGAAAGCCCCAGAAGGGACGCAAAGAAGAGAGUGGAGAGGAUUCCGAGGAUGAGUCAGAUGAGGAAGAGGAGGAGGAAGAGGAGAAACCUGUGAAACUGAAACCAAGCGUUAAAGAACAACAGAAACCAAAACCCAGCCUGAAGGACAGGAAGAAAACAACGAAGGGAAAGGUAACGGACAGUGAGGAGGAGGAGGAGGAGGAGGAAGAAGAAGAAGAAGAAGAAGAAUCAGAAGAAUCAGAAUCCGAAGAAUCAGAAUCAGAGGAAUCAGAAUCAGAAGAAUCAGAAUCAGAAGAGUCUGAAGAAGAAUCAGAUGAAUCAGAUGAGGAAGAGGAGGAGGAAGAGAAACCUAGGAAGGGAAAGACUAAACCAAAAGCAGCUUCCUCAGGCAAGCAGACAGGUAGACAGAGCAGCAGACAGACAGGUAGACAGACAGGUAAGCCGUCAGGUAAGCCAUCAGGUAAGCCAUCAGGUAAGCCGUCAGGUAAGCCGAGAGCUGCAGGUAAACAGCAGACCAUUAAUGGAGCUCCCAACUCUGAAGGCUUCUGGAAUGAUGUCUUACCUCAGUACUUAGACCUCAGGUAGAAACACCUCAGUACUUAGACCUCAGGUAGACACACCUCAGUACUUAGUGGUGCCGCUUAGCACUUCGGACCUGUAACCGGAGGGUUGCCGGUUCGAACCCCGAUCAGUAGGCUCGGCUGAAGUGCCCUUGAGCAAGAGUAUAUAUACUUACACUUAUAUAUCAACAUGGGGCACAGAAUUAUUGUCUGUCAGCGCUCCUGCGUACAGCCAUGACAUGCUCCCAAAUGUGCAUGGAGGAGCAUACCACUUGUUUUAGACCUCAGGUAAACACACACACACACACACACACACACACACACACACACACACACACACACACA